Molecule: messenger RNA, 1765 nt
Organism: Plutella xylostella (diamondback moth)
Lineage: Eukaryota; Metazoa; Arthropoda; Insecta; Lepidoptera; Plutellidae
Cellular component (GO): nucleus
Molecular function (GO): zinc ion binding
Source: RefSeq, a predicted model, not a curated record
UGUGGCCGCAGGUAGAUUUCUAAUUUUGCUGUCGUUUCUUUAGACCUCUUUCGCUGGCCAAGCUCUAUUCACGAUUACACGACACUGGCAGAUGUUGAUGACAAAACCACAGAAUAGUUUGGUUGGAAAAUGACUAUUUGUGACAGUUUGACAGACUGCGUCACUGCUGCGACUGCGACGCGUUUGUUUACGUUUAUUUAUUUUGAUUUUCUUUUAGUAAAUUUUCAUUAUUUGCAUUUGCAAGUGAUCUCAUUGAAAUAGAAGAAUAUGAUAUCGUAAUUUAUAAAUCAUAACAAUAAAUGAGCUUGAACAUGUGUUGAUAUUUAAGUAGGUACCAAUAAAGAUGCCGAGGCUACGAAAGACAGAAAAUUUGGAUAGCUUAACUCUACCCCUGUGUAGAGCAUGUCUUCAGCAAUGCAGUGAACAAUAUUCUUCGCUAUAUGACUCUAUACAAGACGCUCCUAUCCAUGAGCACAUCACUUCUCUAGUUGACAUUAAGAUCUCGGAAAAUGACGGAUAUCCACAAGCAAUAUGUCGCUGCUGCCUUCAGGAUCUGCAGGUGGCCAUUAGCUUCCGGCAGAGAUGUAUAAAUACAAACAGCAGUCUCAGGGAUUCUGAAGUUUUAACUGGAUUGGAAACACUCAGUCCAGUUAAAAAAGAAGAGAUAUACCAAGAUGAACAUGAUGAUGAUAAAUAUGAACCAAUCUAUGAAGAUGACGAAGAACAUACCAGUGAGGUACAAAUAAGAAUUGACACAAGUCAGCUUCAGUUAUUUAACAAAGCACAUAACACUAAAUCCCACAAAUCAUUAUUUGAGUGCCAUGAUUGUGGAGAAGUAUUCAAGAGUAAAUUUAAACUGCAGAUGCACUGGAAAAAGAUUCAUACCACACCACAGGAAUAUAAGUGCCACAUUUGCAAAAGAAUAUACAAAAAUUCACUUUCAUUUAAUAGACAUUUGAAAGAAAUUAAAAAGAAAGUUUGUGUAAACCUUCAGGAUAUGACGGUUGAGGGAGAGGGUAAAGGACGGACAUUUUGUUGUAAAACAUGUGACUAUUCAACUAAAGUGGGUUGUUACAUAAGAAAACAUGUUUUGAUACAUUCUAGUGUGAAAAUGUAUUCCUGUGAUAUGUGCGACAAGUCAUUUAAACAAUAUUCAUCACUGUAUUCCCAUAGAAAAUACACACAUAAACUAUGUAAUGAAGAAUUCAGUUGUCACAUGUGCGGCAAAGUAUAUGUAGGAAAAUUAAAUUUAACAAGACACUUAUUGACAAGCCAUAGGGGUAAAUUCCAAUGUGAUAUCUGUAAGAAAGAAUUUAAGUCUAAACAUAAUAUAACAAUGCAUAUGAAGAGGCAUAGUGGUAAUAAGACUUACAAAUGUAAAAUCUGCAGCAAAACAUUUUAUACAUUAGGGGAGAAAAUAGGCCACAUACAAAAUGUACAUGAAAAGAAACUCUAUCAUUGCAAGUUUUGUGAUUACAAAUGCCAUAAGAGUGUUAAAAGGCAUCAGAUGAUGCACACAGCCAACAAUGUAGCAUGUAAAGUUUGCGGGAGAUUUUUUGAAAGCCAGCGUUAUCUAGACAAACAUGCUGAAGUACAUGGUGAUAAGAAGUUUUCCUGCCACAUUUGUAAUCAUAAAUUCCUCCGCAAAGACUCCAUACGAUACCAUAUGGCUACUAAGCAUAAAUAAAAAAUAUAUUGUUUCCAAUCCAAUCUGUGAAUGUUUCAUUUUACCUUGAAUAUAAGCUAGAUUGCUUCUCAAACAUAU